This is a messenger RNA of Closterium sp. Naga37s-1, 3726 nucleotides long. The record is from the annotation of a GenBank genome assembly. Lineage: Eukaryota; Viridiplantae; Streptophyta; Zygnematophyceae; Desmidiales; Closteriaceae.
AUGGGCUCAAACGCGGCAGACUCGCUAAGCCCGAUAGUAUCACCCUCCAUACCGCCAUCCGACCUCCCUCGCUUUCUGGAGAGGCCAAAAACCCUCCCCUCUCCGCGCUCCCGUUGCGCGCCGAUUGAUUUCCCCGGCGGGCCCCGCCCGCAACGCCGUGCGCGGACCUUGGAUUCCGCCCCCGCGCAAAGCCCCAGGCAUAGCCGACUCUCCCCCAGGUCCCCGCAACUCGCGGUACGAUGGGCGGAACCUAUCAGCGGAAGGGAGAGCGACCGCGUGCUUUCUCCCUCAAACCUCUCCUCCGACGGCUCCUCCUCCCCGCUGUUUUCCCCCGAUGGCUCCGCCGCGCUUCUUUCCCCCCGCGGCGGAAGCGGAGCUUCCGCCGCUUGGCGGCCUGCCGCGCUCACCCCCGUGCGCAGCCCGCACGCGACGGCGAUCCGCCAUAGAGCUACCUCGUCAAUAGACAUGGAGGAACUUUGGGCAGACUUCAGUCUCGAAGAAGGCGCCGCGCAAGAUGCGGACAGCGCAUUUGGUGGCGCCGCGCCGGCGGGCGGGGCUGGCGGAAAUGGCGCGGAAGGGCGGGGGCGGCGGAGAGGGCACGCGCGGAACAUCUCGUUCUCCGACUUCCGGUCGUUCCUAAAAGACAAACCGCGCGACGGUGACGCGAAACCCGGCGAAGUUGACGUUAGUAAUCUCUCGAAAGGGCAGCAACAGAGCGACACGACGGCGACGGCGGCGGCGCCAGCACCCAGACGGCGCCCGACGCUUUCGCGUCUUUUCUCCAGCCGCCGAGAUCCUACGUCCGCAUCUCCCGCCGCGUUGGACGGCGCGUCUAGCGGCGCCGCGCCGUCCGUCAUCCCCGUUUCCCUCUCCUCCAUGUCUUCCCGAGGGCUACAGGACACGUCAGCCAGCGAUGACGUGGAAUUGUACGGCGGCGUCGUGCGAUGCUCGUCUGUCGAGACGAAACACGCGCCGCUCUCUGCGCGGCUUGCGGCGAAUGACUCUUCCGCCGUGCCGAAAUCCCCUCGGGCCGCGGCGCGCAGCGCAAGCUUUAGACGGAAUCCAGGCGCGGCGGCGGGAACCUCAGGAAAGAGUUUGAGCGGGAAAGAACCAAUGAUGGUCGUUCCUUUCACGCGACGCGUCAAGGGCGGCGCGGGCGCGUCGCAGCAGCAAUCUCAGGAGUCGUCGCAGCAGUCGCCGCCGCCGUCGUCGCAGAAGGGCGAACACUGGGGAGCGGAAUCAGGGGCAGAGGGGGAGGAGUCGGACGACGAGGGCGGAGGCAAGCGGGGAAGCGCGGCGCACGCAGGUCCGCGCAUCGUCUUCCGCGUGGUACAGAGCCCGCGGGGGCGGGGCGCUGGUCGGGCGGGAGUGGCGCGCGGAACGGGACGUGGGGGGGAAGUUGCGGGGGAAGCGAUGGAAGCGAGGGAAGCACGGGCAGCGCGGGCAGCGCGGAAAGCGCGGGCAGAGCGGGCAGGGGAUGCUGCGCUUGAGAGCGCGCGCAAGGGCGGCGCGACGUCUGGUUCGCGCGGCGGCCUCCGCCAAGCUAGCCCGCGGGGCACUGCGGCUAUCAGCCUUGCGGGGUGGCGGGGACUCGCCAGGCAGGGGGACGGAGCGGAACCGAUUGGGGAAGCAGCGAGAGCAGCGGGUUUACCGGGGGGAUUGGGGGAGCUGUGGGUGGGGACUGAGGAGAUUGGGGGGACUGGGGGGAAUGACUCAGAUAUAGUAGGCUCUUUUCGCGAUAUAGCGUACUCGGGGAGCGGGGAGAGCAUGCGCGACGGGAUCGCGCAUCUGACGGCCGCGGCGGCAGCUGUGGCGCUGCCGUCGCCGCGUGGCGGAUGCGGAAGGGAGGGCGGCGCGGCAGGGCUUGGGGACGGGGCGGGGGACACAGAGCGGGGAGGAUGGGCGGGAGCGGGGGCGGGGAAGGGGAAAGGGAAGGGGGAGAGCGCGGAGUCGUCUUGGCGCAUGGCGAGUUUGAGUCACGGCAUUGGGGAAAUAGAGACGAGCGCGCGGGGGGUUGGGGGAGUAAGCGCGGGGAAGGAGGAGAUGGCUUGGCGCAUGGCGAGUCUGAGUCACGGUGUUGGGGAGAUAGAGACGGGCACGCGGGGGGGAGGAGGAGAGGCGGGAGGCGCGGGCGGAAGGGAGGAGGGAGGAGACUACAGCACGUGGCUCGGGGAAGGGGAGGGGGAGGGGGAGGGGGAGGGGGAGGGGGAGGGGGAGGGGGAGGGGGAGGGGGAGGGGGAGGGGGAGGGGGAGGGGGAGGGGGAGGGGGGGAGCGGGGAGGCGUCUUGGCGCAGAUGCAGUGCAGAAUCAGGCACAGGAGAGGCAUGGGUUGACACAGGAGAGGCAUGGGUUGACACAGGAGAGGCAUGGGUUGACACAGGGGAAAGCCCUUCAGGAGCAGAUGCAGCAGAAGCGGGGAAAGCUGGUGGCAGGAGUCCAGUAGGAGAAGAGGUUCACACAGCAUCAAAGGCAGCAGAAUCAGGCACAGAAUCAGGCACAGGAGAGAUUGGGGCCGACACAGGGGAGAGCCCAUCAGGAGCAGUAUCAGGAGCAGAUGCAACAGAAGCAGGGAAACCUGCUGGCAGGACCGCAGCAGAAGCAGGGGUUCACAUAGGAUCAAAGGCAGCAGGUGCGGAUCCAGCGGAAGCAGGGAGAGCUGUUGGCAGUAAGAGUCGGGGACGGCGGGUGCAAUUCAGUGAAGUGGUGAGAGUGAGGCGCGUGCUCGUUGCCUGCCCCAGCAGUUACUCUGCCGGGCCUGACACCGAGCCUGAUGCCGAGCCUAAUGCCAAGUCCGAUGAUGAGCUUGAUGGUGGGUUUGACGCCGAGCUUGAUUCUGAGCCUGAAGCUGAGGCUUGGGGUGGCUGUGAUGGGGUUUCGGAUGCUGACUUCGGUCGCAAGUUCCUCGCCUCUCUCACUCGCUCCUUCUCACGCUCACGGCUCAGGAACCUCACCCUCGCCCCUGCUCUCUUUUUCAGCCCAUCCAAGCGGAUUGGUGUGGCGGCCGGAGAAACGGAGUUAGGUUCAAGCAAAGGGGCGCAUUCUAAUCAGGGUGGGGAAACUGGAGUGGGGACACGAGAGGGUGCGAUAGGAAGGCAAGAAGCAGAGGUUGUUUGUAAGGAAUAUCGAAAGAGGCUGGGAGAGGAGGCUGUGGCAGGAGGGGAAGGGGCUGGGGUGGAGGAAGAGGGGAUGCUUGCAAACGAAGGGUGGCAGCAGGAGCUGCCGAGCGGAGGGCAGCGGCAGCUGCCGAGUGGAGGGCAGCGGCAGCUGCAGAGCGGAGGGCAGCAGGAGCUGCAGAGCGAAGGGCAGCAGGAGCUGCAGAGCGGAGGGCAGCAGCAGCUGCAGAGCGGAGGGCAGCAGCAGCUGCAGAGCGGAGGGCAGCAGCAGCUGCCGAGUGGAGGGCAGCGGGAGCUGCAGAGCGGAGGGCAGCAGCAGCUGCAGAGCGGAGGGCAGCAAGAGCCCAGCGGAGGGCAGCAGGAGCUGCCGAGCGGAGGGCAGCGGCAGCUGCCGAGUGGAGGGCAGCGGCAGCUGCAGAGCGGAGGGCAGCAGGAGCUGCAGAGCGAAGGGCAGCAGGAGCUGCAGAGCGGAGGGCAGCAGCAGCUGCAGAGCGGAGGGCAGCAGCAGCUGCAGAGCGGAGGGCAGCAGCAGCUGCCGAGCGGAGGGCAGCGGGAGCUGCAGAGCGGAGGGCAGCAGCAGCUGCGGAGCGGAGGGCAGCAAGAGCCGCCCUGA